Chironomus riparius is the source of this 6191-nucleotide messenger RNA. The record is from the annotation of a GenBank genome assembly. Lineage: Eukaryota; Metazoa; Arthropoda; Insecta; Diptera; Chironomidae.
GAGAAAAUGCUCUUAAUCAAAAAUUUGAAAAGCCAUAACUCGGAACUUAGGCUGAAUUGGCCACUUUUGUAAGUAUUUUCAUAAAUGGGAAUGAAAGAGCUAUCAUUUAGACCAAAAAAAUAAUUUUCGGAAAAGUUUUCGAUUUCUGGCCCAUAGUGUAUUGAUGUCAUUGUAUGUUAUCAAAUUUUAAUUUUUUGGUUUAUUCAUCAUUACUCUUUAUGCUACAUCAAAUAUUAUUUAUAUAGCGCAAAAGAAGUAACGCUGUGUCAUUCAAACUGAUAAGAGGGAUGAUUGUAGCUCGAUGGAGUUCUUUGAACUUUUUUAUUGCCAUUAAAAGAAUUUUUCAAGGUUAGGCCAGCUCGAAUCGAAGAUUAUAAGCAUUAGUCAUUGCACAAACUUGAAAGAGAUGCGGUUAAAAAUAAAAUAAAAUAAAAUGAAAAAAUCUCACUUCAACACGUGUUAUUUCCGCACGAUGCUUAGCGAGCUUUAAAUUAUGGCAUUACUCAUGUCCCAUCGUACACGCUCAAAACAGAAUUGUAGCCGAGGUAUUGAAAGAAUUUACUAUUAUUACACUUCGAUUGAGCAUUCCAAAAAAUAAAUCUAUUGAAAAUUAGAUUCAAUAAAUAAAUCUCAGUGUGGAUAAUUGCGCAGUCAGGAGGGCAACAAACCCGUAUAGUAAUAAUGUUUAUCGUCAUAAAUAAUUGAGAAUGUCAUGUCAUGACCAUUCAAUUAAUUCUACAUUCCAUUCAUACUUCUCAUGUCUACUCUUUUUCUUUACUAUCUUUUCUUUCAGGUUCCAAUUUAAUUGACCUAUAAUACAUUUUUCUAUCAGUAUGUGUCAUAGUUAAAUUAAUAUACAGAGAAUUUACAUUUAGUGAUUUUAGAGGAGUUGAACACGUAGAAAAUUAAAUUACAUGAAAAAUUCUUAUUAUUAUUGACAUCGAUCAACAAGUUGAGAAUAAAUGGAUACACUUCAAGUAUUUCAAGCGUCCCAAUCAGGUGGCAGUAAACAUUCAUCACGCACACCUUCACCUUCUCGCUAUGUGAUGGAUCAACAACAAUUGUCACGUGAUCGCGAAACAGAAUCAACUUCCGCUGGUGUCAUGACGGUAUCAUCAUCUUCCAAUAUACGUUUUCGUAAUCAAAGUCCGUCCACAACUCAACGGCGUAGUCGAGAGCGUGAAAGAACAGAUCGUGAUAAUAUGAAGGAAAUGAAUCAUUCGAUGAAUCAGAGUACAGACAUCACAGACAUUGAUGAUGAUUCAAGAAUAACUGAAGAGCUAGGAUAUCCAUCGCUUGAUUUGGAUCUUGAAUAUCCAGAUCAAAUUAAUGAUCAUAAUAAACAUUCAACACCGAUGAACCGUCACAACCGUACAAAUAGCUUACAGGCAAUCGAUCGUCUUUCAACUAAAAUUGCAUGCACUAAAGAAAGUAUAAGGAAAGAACAAACAGCUAGAGAUGAAAAUGUAAAUGAGUACCUGAAGCUCGCAGCAAGUGCAGAUAAAACUCAAUUACAGCGAAUUAAGGCGGUAUUUGAAAAGAAGAACCAGAAAAGUGCACACAUUAUAUCGCAAUUACAAAAGAAAUUAGAGUCAUAUAGUAAAAGAUAUAAGGAUUUAGAGCAACAACAAUUUAUGAAAGCACAGCAACAGAUAAAGGAUUAUAAGCAACCCCGCGAAGUGCUGAGAGAUGUGAGUCAAGGUCUCAAAAAUGUUGGCGGAAAUAUUCGUGAUGGAGUGUCAACAGUUAUGUCGAAACCGAGAGAGUUUGCACAUCUAAUCAAAAAUAAAUUUGGAAGCGCCGACAAUAUCAAUCAAAUGUCAUCAAAUCAAGAAGUUCGUGAACACAAUCAUGAGGCAGAUGCAUCAGCAAUUAUUGAAAAUAAUCAACAACAAGGACUACCAAGUUCCAAUAAUUUAAUAGGUGGUAAUAGUAGCGGAAAGUUUAGUGGUGAGCACGAUAGCGAGUGUAGCAGUGUAACAAGUGACUCAGCACAGGGAUUAUUUUUAAAAUGUAAACACACAACUGGAAGUGGAAGCGGGGGAGCAGGGGAUAGUAAUAAGAAAGAUUUAAACCAGUCACAACAAAUUGCUGUGACUAUAAAACACAUCCUCGAUGAAUUGAAGGAGAGAAAAGAAGACUUUGAGAAGCUGAAGCAAAAGGUCGAAAGAUUAGAGGCAACACAAAAAGAAUUAGCAGAUCUCUCGGUAACUCUCGACAGUGAAAGAUAUCGAGCAGAGAGACUUGAAAGUCAAAUUAAUGAUCUCACUGAGCUCCAUCAGACUGAAAUUGAAAAUUUGAAACAAGCGAUGGCUGAUAUGGAGGAGAAAGUUCAGUAUCAAAGUGAUGAACGACUUAGAGACGUUAAUGAAGUCCUCGAAAAUUGCCAAACAAGAAUACAAAAAAUGGAGCAUUUAUCUCAACAACAAUAUGUGACAGUCGAAGGAAUUGACAAUUCAAAUGCAAGAGCAUUAGUUGUAAAAUUAAUUAAUGUAGUUCUAACAGUUCUCCAAGUUAUUUUACUGUUAACGGCAACGGCAGCUGGAAUCUUAAUGCCGUUUCUCAAAACAAGGGUUCGAGUGCUUACAACAGUUAUAUUCAUCUUAUUUAUAAUCUUUAUUGUAAGAGCGUGGCCUGAUGUCCGUGAAACGGGGAUAAUUCUAUUUCAUAAAAUUGUAAAAUAGUUUUAAAAUCAUCACAUUCAUGUAUGUACGCAUGUUAAGAGUCCUUUUUGAAAAUGCUUCAAUUUUAAUAGCAAAAACAAAAUUGUUCAAGAGCUUUUUUUCUUUAAUAAAGUUGUGAGAAUAAAAAUGUUAAACGAGAUAAGCUCUUAAAAAAUUAAGUAUGUUACCGUAAGGUAGUUAUAAUAAGAAAUGAAUGAGGAAGGUAAUUACAGAUUAGAAUUGUUAAAUUGAGCCAUAAACAUUGUGAAUAUUAUUAUUAUUAUAAACGCUUUAGUUCUAUUUUUUUUAAAAAAAAAAUUGGGAUGGAAUGAUGAGUAAUAAAUAAUUGAUAUUACAGCUUGAGUAUAAAAUUAAGUUUUUGUAUACAAUUUAGAGUGAUUUUACGGCAGGUUUUCCGUAUUAUCUCAAUUAAUUACCAGAAAAUAUUUUCUCCUUCAUAUUUAUUUAUUUUUAUUUUUUUUUCGGUUUUUUGAGAUGAUCUCAAUUAGUAGAAGAAGGAAGAGCUGAAUUUCUGUAUCUUAUGAAUAUUUUAGCAAAUCAUUAUUUUUUUAAAAAAUAAAUCAAUACUCGUGCUUUUAUAUACGACAUAUUUUUUAAUAAAAAAAAAGAAUUUAAAUUUAUUAUUUCAAUCUUAUUUUAUUUUAUUUUACUAGCGCAUGUAUUAUGUCUGGAAUAUAUCCCUAACCUUAAUCGGUUUCUGAGGCUUCCUUUGCGGGAACUUCCACAAAAUCAAAAAUCAGAGUUCCAAGACAAGUCGUCUGUGAACAACCUGUCAAGGACGAAUUCAUUCUGGGGUGUAAGUAAAGUUUGACUAUGAUUAGGGGAAGGUACUCUGAAUACCUCUAGAAACUAGCUUAAUUGUUAUUAACACUUCUCUUACUUCUAUUGGACGACAUCAGUGAAUGAUCCCGUGAUUAACGAAAUUGAUUUUAUUUUUACAAUUACCCUGUUUUUUCGUUAUAAGCUAGUAGCUUAGAAGAAUAAAAAAGUGAUUUUUUUGGCUCACUAGUAGCUUAUUAACGAUUAGUAGCUUAGUAAAGAAAUUGAACUUCAAUGAAAAUUUUGAAUUUUUUAACUUAAUUAAAGAAAUUUUGCUAUCUUCUCGAUUUUAUUUCAUUGACAAUGUCAUAAGGCAUUGAAACUGAUACUUAGAAAGUUGAAAAAGAUUAAUUAUACUUUAUUUUUGGUAGUAGCUUAGUAAAGAAUACAAAAAAAUUUCAAGUUCAAAAAAACUUUACUAAGCUAGUAGCUUAGUAACGAGUAGUAGCUUAUAACGAAAAAUCAGGGUAAUGUUUUAAAUUGGAAAACAGAAGGUAAGACUAAAGCGGCUCAAGAAAGAUCUUUUUACAAAAUAACUAGCUGUUUAAAGGUAGGUUAAAUGUAUUCAAUUUUUGUCAUACUGCAAAUUAUUAAAAACUGCGACAAUUUUUCAUCCUAAAACUUUCAAAAUUUAAGCCUUAAAAUCUAAUCAACGAAAUUAAUUUUUUUGACUUCGUUAUUGAUUUGAAAUCUCACGAUUGACUAUCAAUUAGUUUUUGUAAUGAUUAUUUGCAUGCUUAUCUAUUUCUAUAAAGAAAAUUAAAGAAUCACAUUUCAACAUGAAUAAUUUUCAAUUUGAUUUAUUCGACAGAGUUAAUGUUUUUAGUGAAUUAAGGCAGUACAUAAAAUGUGAAAAAAGAAUGUUGAAUAAAAAUAAGACUUAUAUAAUAUAGUAACAAAUAACAAUAACAAUUACAAACUAAGCAUUUUUGAUAUCGAUCGAAGAAACAAAAAAAAUAGACUUCCGCAUGAAUCAAUCUUUUAUUUGUUAAUUAUUGCUGUUGGAAUUAUCUCAUAUUUUUACUUCCUCAUUUUCCUCGAAUUCGUCUUCCUCUUCCUCCAACUCAAUCGCCCACUCAAUAUCAUCACGAUGAUAACGAUAUCCUUCAGCUAAUUUUUCAGCAAAAUCCGAAAUACCUUUGUCAGGUUGACAUGAUGACAUUCCAAGGACAAUUUGUUCCUCAUCAAAAUAAAAUGCCGCAAACUUAAAUUCUUCCAAGUCACCAUCGAUAAAUAUCUCGGAUGUACCUUUGCCAAAACCAGUGUAAGUUAUGCAAUAGCCAAAAAGUAAUGUGAAAAAGUAUGGAACAGUUCUUAAUUCACUUUUUAUGCCUAACAUGUUAAGAGCUGCUAUUUUUCCAUGAUAUUGCGCCACUGCGUAAUGUUCCACUGUUGCACAUUUAUCAUUGUACAUAAAAACAGGGCUACAGGCAAUAUCUCCACCUACAUAAAUAUCAGAAAUGUUUGUCUCAAGAUACGAAUUUGUAGUAAUGGAACCAUUUUCGUUUAAAAUGAUCCCACUGUUACGUAGAAACUCUGUAUUAUAUUCUGAACCAAUUGCUAUUACACAAAUAUCUGCCCAAAUUCUUUUUCCAUCUGACAGCUCGAUGCUUUCUAUUUCGUCAAAGUUACUUAAGAAUUUUUCAAUUUUUGUUUCCAUUAUAAAGUCCACGUUCUUUGAUUCAAAUAAUUUCAUAAUUCUAGUGCCUAUAGCUUCUCCGAAUGAUUGCAUUAAUGGAACCUCACUUCUGCUAACGAUUGUCACUUUCGCAACUUUAUCUACACAAUAAGCCGCAAUUUCUAAUGCAAUAAAGCUCGAUCCAUAAAUUACUAAGUUGCUUGUCGAUUUUAAACUCGAAUUAAUGUUUGCAGCAUCAUCGAAUGUCCUCAGAGUAAAGAUAUUUUUUAAAUUAAUUCCAGGAAUGUCGACUGUUCGAGAUCGAGCACCAGUGGCAAUAUAAAGUUUGUCGUAUUUAAGCUUAUUGCCACAACUUAAUGAAAUUUCCUUUAAUUUUCCAUCAACACCCGUCGAUUCGACAUUUAUCAUUAACUCAAUGUUAUUGUCAUCAUAAAAACUUCGCGGACGUAACUGAACAUCUUCUAUUUUGGUAUCCAAAAAUUUACUGAUUUUAAUUCGAUCGUAAGGCAAAUAAUUCUCUUUACAUAUCAUGAUAAUUCGUCCUUUAAAGCCAUUCUGUCUUAAGGCUUCAGCACAUGUUUGACUACUUGGACCACCACCGAUUAUGAUGAAUAUCUGUGCAUUUUUCGGGUCAAAUCUUGCCAUUGGCAUUGUGACUUUCUCUUUAUCUAAAACUGCCUUUUUAGCUCGUACUUUCACUUGUCUAUCCUCAAUUUUAACUUUAUAGCAUGGAAUAGCAUCAAGACCAGGAAAAUCUUCAAUGUCACCAGUCUUAAGAUUAAAACAUGCACCGUGCCAUGGGCAUCGUAUUCUCUGAUGUCCCAAUGAUCCCAUGACUAAUGGCGCUCCAUAAUGUCCACAUUUAUUUCCAGUUGCAUAAAACUUUCCAUUCUGUUUUAUUAAUAAAAUUGUCUUAUCUUUAUCAAUGACAAAUUCCUUCAUUUCAUUUUCGGCCAAGUCAUUUAUAUCGCAGACAUUCUCUUCAAUAUAAUCUUCACCUAAUGUUUCGUCUUCCUUUAUGAAAGGUUCUGUUGAUUCAAUGUUAAUAC